AUGGCUAUCAAGGCGGCGGACAUAGCGUUCGCGGAGGGUUACGACGAAGUCCAGUCCAUCAUCCAGGGCUUGUCCGACCAAAGCCUCUUUCGCAAGAUCCUUGAGGAUGAGUUAUCGAGACUGACGUCUUUGCACGACAACCUCAGCAGAGUUCCCAGACGCCGGAUCCCCGUAUUCGAACAGGAUGUUAAGCGGGUUGUAUUCAUGUCGAAGGUGCUCGGAGGCUUUCUCACAGACGAACGAGCCCAAGUGCCCGCGGUUUCAUCUUUGAUGCGCGUUACAGUCGUGGGGCAGGAACAAGAUGGGACUCCUGCCCGCACGGAUGAUAUCGCGGACAUUCAUGUCCAACGCGACGAAACCCCCACGACGCCUGUUGAGCCUACCCCCGCGUGUCCGAUUGUUCUUGAAAUACCUCAACCCCGUGCGAGCUUGCCAAAUGCAGAAUCGGCGCCCUCUAGCCGUCGCGCUGCAGCGCCGCGGAGCGAGGAACCAUCCCGGGAACUCAUGUCCGACGCUCAGGUGGAUCAGACACCUGAGCAAUCGUCUGCUCCCGCCCACAAUGCCACUGAAAGCACUCUCCAGCCAGGCCACGGCUUGUUGCUCGGAAGUACAAACAUAGGCAUGUGGAUCUUCAACACAUCGCAGGAGGCUCGCCCCGUCCGGUCGUUCCGGGACGAGCAUGGGCAGGUCAUCAUGGUCAUCGUUACUCCGGAGGACAGCCCAGUUACCAUUGAAACAUCUAUACCUCCCCGUCCUCGCGAGCGUUCUCGCGAGCUCGAUGAAGCGCGAUCGACCCCUUCUCGUUCUGAAGUUUUGGAUAAGAUGUUCGACCCUCAAACUAGUGGCUCCCACACUGAGCACCCGCCGGUAAUCGACGUCCGCGCUCCUUCUCCCCCGCCCACGCGACGCUCUCGCUCACCUAGGGCCCCUCUGCGGCGAUACGAGAGCAGCUGCGUAUCGCGCUCUUCGUUCCACGAAUCAGACUACGGGAGAACGAUGAACACUGCACAUAUCGCCGGCAACGAGUCAGUCAUCUCGCACUCAUACGUGCCCGCACCCAUCCAUGUGGAGGACCCGACUGGGGUGGCAUAUUCUCGCCGCGAUGACGCUCGGGCAAUUCAUGCUCAGAACGGCGAUGUUCGGGAAACGUACGGAUACCGAGACCAAUCUCGCUCCGCGGAAGGCGGCUCGCGCUACGCCAUAUCCGAAACUUGGCGAUUCCCUGCGCGCGAACAAGAGAGAGCGCCGGUGGGCAGGUCCAGCACGUCUUCAAGUUUUAGCCUUGAAUACGCCAGCCCUGAUCAACCCGUUAUCCCUCCUGUCUCCACGCUUGCUUCAUCUCGUCCUUCGCGCCUGAGCCUUGCUGCCCCCGCCUCCACCCAUGAAGACCGCCACCAAUACGCGCGAGGUGCUUCGCGGAUGCACCGCGCUUUCUCUUCCACGGACGCCGGUCGUACCCCGCUACUCCUCAACGAAGCCCAAUAUCCGUAUGGCGGGCACGUGCCAUCUGUCCACGCUACCGAUGCUUCCCCUCGUCCCCACUAUGGCCAGCAUGUCCGGCACGUCUCCGACACAUAUGUGUCAGGAUCGACUAGUGGCCCGUACGCCUUGAAUUCCAAUUCUCUGCCUGGACAUUAUACCACGCCGAUGACGGCCUGUAACGUAUGGGUUGGCGAUGAGCUACAACCCGCGCCCGAAGCUGCCAUGGCCGACUACCCUCACCUCCCAACUCCCGUGCAGCCUCACUUUCAACAAUCCGCUGCAGCAUCAGCGCAAGCUGUUCCGGCACACUUGCAGGACAUCUUGGCUCCGUCACCGACCAUCUACGCGCGCCCACCUGCAAUAGCAGGGCAUGUCUCGCCCGAGAUGACCGCCGCUGACUACCGCGCGCCACGGCCUCAAACUGACCUGCGAGACUACGGUCAUGGCCGCGAGGUUCCGAUCCGUACAGAGCUCUCGCCGCUGCAGGGGUAUAAUCUUCCCAGGCAACGCCUCGGCGCAUCAGGGGCGGGGUACGGGAUACGGCCCACCGACGUUUACGACACCCCGUCAUCCGCCUUGAACGAGCAGCUACCUGCAUGGUCUCCCUCCACUGCGUCUGAGGUACUUUCGGAUACUCCCCGAAACACCUUGUUCCCGUCGCCUCCUAAUACUGCUACGCUUAUUCGAGCGCCGAGGUUAGCGCAAAUCCCGCUGCCGAUGUCGCCUGGCAUAGCAGGUUCGUGGGCGAUGCAGUCGACGCCCUCUUCUCACCCAUCCGAGGUUGCGAACGCGGGAUACGGGCAGCACUCCGGAGGAGGGCAGCACGUCUUCCCCGAGCAGCUCGAUCAUGCACUCCUGAACCCAGAUCAAGAUUACAUGUUCACUUUGGAUUAG
Punctularia strigosozonata HHB-11173 SS5 is the source of this 2376-nucleotide messenger RNA. RefSeq lists its product as uncharacterized. The record is from RefSeq and is a predicted model, not a curated record. NCBI's taxonomy places the organism in Eukaryota, Fungi, Basidiomycota, Agaricomycetes, Corticiales, Punctulariaceae. Bases 1 to 2376 code for a protein of 791 amino acids. The transcript is spliced from 5 exons.